UUUUAAAUGUUUUAUUGUUGAACAUGCCACACAGUUUUUCUGCCACGUUGACUAAGGUUAAAAGAAAUAUUAAAGAUUUAUGUUUUUGCAACUGUUCUUUUCUAUUAAAUAAUAAACGAAGAAAUUGAACACCAACACCGUGUAUCAAUAACAAUAACAGGAAUUAAUAUCAACUAUAUUAGUUAAUCGUUCUCAUCAGAAACUAAUAUCAUUCUUUAGUUAUGACAAGAAUUGGAAUCUUCUUUUUACUAAUUUCAUGGACCUAUUGUGAAUAUUGUUACCUAUCUGAUAGGGAAUUAACAGAAUUAGAAACUGCUUUCUUUGAAAGCGAAAAUUAUUCAACGAGGAUAGGUUCAAACGAAGAUGCAAUAAUUUGCUUAGGUGCCACAAGAUCAGGGAAAAGUACAUUAAUUAAUUACUUGAUGGGCAAUGAACUAAAGGGCAUACAAAAUUCGAAAUAUGCUGAACAUAAAAUAGUUCAAGCUAAUAAUGAAUCAAUAGGACCGGAAAUUGGCCAAGGACCAACGUCAAAAACUACAAUUCCCACAAAAUGGACAUCGAAUAAAUUGCUUGGUUACAGUAUUUUUGAUGCUCCUGGAUUUGAUGACAAUAGAGGACCAGUACAAGAUAUCACUAAUUCUUUUUAUCUCUAUCUAUUAAUGAGAAAUGUUAAAUCUUUAAAAUUUGUUUUAGUUAUUGAUUUUGGUGAUAUUGAACGGGACACUACUAUACCAUUCUUAAAACUUUUACAUAAUUUUGAAAAUUUUUUUGGAGAUAAGUUCGCUAUGUUCUUUUCAAGCAUAUCAGUAAUUUUCACAAAAGUGCCUAGUGAAAUCGAUGAAACUGAAGUUGACAUUGAAAUGAUAAAACACCUAUUAAAUAAAACAGCUGUUGCAAUUAAAAAUGUAUCUUCCACUAAAGUAAACAAUUUUCUUGAAUAUAUAAUAAAGAAUAGUAGGGAUAUUGCAUUAUUUAGAAAAGCAGAAAGUAAAAGAAUUGAUUCUUUUGACAACGACUUUAAUAUUUUUCCUGCCAUUAUUAACACUAUAAGCGUAAAUAGAAGUGUUCUUCAGAAUAUUGCUCCAUCUGUUUCAACAAAGUCCCUUGUUUGCCUAUUCCAUGCUAAAAACAAAUGGAUAUCAAAGACAGAUUUUAAUAAAAUACAACAAUCUUUAUUAAAUUUAUUCAUUAGUAUACUGUCUGAUUGGGAAAUUCCAAAAAAUAAUACAAACGGUCUUUUAAUAAUAUAUAGGAGAGAAAGACUAAUUGAUAUUAAAAAAUUACUAAAUAAUUCUAUUGAAAAUGGGCGUGACACAAGGCGGAGUUUGUCAGUUCCCUCUUCUGAAUGUGCUACUUCAUCCCCACCAUUCUGUCUUACAACGCCCCAAACCUACGAUAAAAUUUCUGCCCUUCUAAUACAAAAUCCUACAACACAUCCCAAUGAUUCAAUAGACGAUGUGCAUGUUUCUGUUCCGAGAUAG
This is a messenger RNA of Leptopilina heterotoma, 1481 nucleotides long. RefSeq lists its product as uncharacterized. Bases 222 to 1481 code for a protein of 419 amino acids. NCBI's taxonomy places the organism in Eukaryota, Metazoa, Arthropoda, Insecta, Hymenoptera, Figitidae. The transcript has 3 exons. The record is from RefSeq and is a predicted model, not a curated record.